GUCGUGUAUGUCGUCACUUCCGAUAGCAAUAGCAUACAGCUCCUACUGUGUGACGAUGGAACGAAUGUUGGAGCCACGUUUUUGACUGUGAAGUGCAAUUAGUCUGCGAUCACCGCUCAUUAUUGUAAUGACAACUGACCUGUGAUCUAUUCAUUACAGGCUUCGCUGUGUAGGGAGCGCAAACCUCAACUUUCCAGUAAGUUGCAGCCGUGACCCGCCAAAAAAGGCAGCGAGGUGCGUGAACCAUUUUGUCAGCCGCUAUCGUCCGGUGAGCGACAAUGAGUGGCGGCUUCAACUUCGGACAGCCUUCCACGGGCUUUGCUUUCGGCACCGCCAAGACCACCGCUCCAGCGGCACCCGCCACGGGAUUCGGCCUGACCACAACGUCCACUCCCGCAGCCGCCGGAAGCAGCGGCGGUGGCGGCUUCUCCUUCGGCUCGUCCACUCAACCCGCCGCUAGUAGUGCACCGAGCGGCGGCGGCGGCUUUAGUUUCGGCACCCCAGCGAAGAGCACCGCUGCCGGUGGGAGCCUCGCAUUUGGAACCCCCACCGCCACUACCUUCAGCCUAGGUUCAACUCCGCAAUCAACCCCGGCUGCAGGUCUCUCACUGGCGGUGUCGUCGUCUGGCUUCAAUCUGACCUCGGGUGCGCCUGCAGGGGGAGGCUUCUCCUUUGGGACCCCAGUGCCAACCCAACCGGGAGCAGCAGCGGCGGCUACGCCUGCGCCUGCAGGGGGAGGCUUCUCCUUUGGGACCCCAGUGCCAACCCAACCCGGAGCAGCAGCGGCGGCUACGCCUGCGCCUGCAGGGGGAGGCUUCUCCUUUGGGACCCCAGUGCCAACCCAACCGGCAGCAGCAGUGGCACCCACGACAAAUGCAUCUGGAGGUCUCCCAUUCGGAGCGUUCAGCUUUGGUGGAAGCAAGGUCCAAGUCACCACAGCGACAGCCACAAUAAGCGCACCAGGGGGUGGCUUCUCUUUUGGGUCAAGUGCUGCUCCUAACCUCACACUGGGUCCCCAAACCAUCUCCACCACUAUGGCCUCAGCUCCACAGGCUGGAGGUUUCACCCUGGGGAUUAAACCCUCACCAACCCCGGCUCCCCCUGCAGUGACCCCAGUGGCUCCAUCUCUGUUCUCGACCCCAGCAUCAACAGCUGCAGCCCCCGCAACAGGGUCUGGUUUUAGUUUCGGUGCCACUCCGACUCCUGCGGCGGCACCGACUGCAACGACCACCACGGCCGGCGGAGGCAUAUCAUUCACACUUAAACCUCUCGGAGCGGUAACCACCACUGCCGCCGUGUCGGCCCCCACCGCCCUGGCUGCAACCACCACGUCAAGCUUCUCGCUAGGACUCAAACCUGUCAUCACCACGACCGCAGUUACAGUGGCCACCACCCUCCCGACCACCACUGCCCCUGCUGUGAUGACCUAUGCCCAACUGGAGGGCCUCUUGAAUAAGUGGAGCCUGGAGCUGGAAGAUCAAGACAGACACUUCCUCCAGCAGGCCACUCAAGUCAACGCAUGGGACCGCAUGCUGGUGGAGAAUGCUGAGAAGAUCACAUCCCUGCACAAGGAAAUGGAGAAGGUGAAGCUGGACCAGAAAAGGCUCAACCAGGAGCUGGACUUCAUCCUGUCCCAGCAGAAGGAGCUGGAGGAUCUGCUGUGCCCGUUGGAGGAAUCUGUCAAAGAGCCGAGCGGCACCAUCUACAUGCAAAAUGCAGACGAGGAGCGUGAGAGGACGUACAAGCUCGCGGAGAACGUGGAUGCGCAGCUCAAGAGGAUGUCACAGGACCUGAAGGAGAUCAUCGAGCAUCUCAACACGUCCAGCGGUCCUGCCGACACCAGCGACCCGCUUCAACAGAUUUGCAAAAUCCUCAACGCCCACAUGGAUUCCCUGCAGUGGAUCGAUCAAAAUUCCAUUCUCCUGCAGAGACGAGUGGAGGAGGUGUCCAAACUGUGUGACAACCAACGCAAGGAGCAGGAGAAGCCAUUCCGGUUAACCUUUGACUGAGCACACACACACUUUUUAGUGUUUAUUGACAAAAUAUUUUUGUCUUUGUCGGCAGUCAUCAUUAUUGCUCUUUGUUUUUGUCAGCUGUCAACCAGGAUGCAUUAUUUUCAACAUUUUUUUAUACAACAGAAAAUUUGUUCCAAGUUAAUGUCCAAAAUAUUGAAUACAUGUUUUAAGAUAUUUUUGGAUGAAUAAAAUAAAAUAACAAAAAUUCAA
Molecule: messenger RNA, 2225 nt
Organism: Syngnathus acus (greater pipefish)
Lineage: Eukaryota; Metazoa; Chordata; Actinopteri; Syngnathiformes; Syngnathidae
Gene: nup62l
Product: nucleoporin 62 like
Exons: 2
Coding region: 279-2009 (576 amino acids)
Biological process (GO): protein import into nucleus; RNA export from nucleus
Cellular component (GO): nuclear pore; nuclear pore central transport channel
Molecular function (GO): phospholipid binding; structural constituent of nuclear pore
Source: RefSeq, a predicted model, not a curated record